Parnassius apollo (apollo) is the source of this 1635-nucleotide messenger RNA. The record is from the annotation of a GenBank genome assembly. Lineage: Eukaryota; Metazoa; Arthropoda; Insecta; Lepidoptera; Papilionidae.
AUGCCGCAAAAAAAGAAAAGUAGUCUUUCUCAAUACACUAGAAGGGCUAAAAGGAUGAGACAAGUUCGAUCGCAAGAGACAAAUGAGGACCGUUUAGCUUACAAUAGAGAACAAACUGCGGAAUCUCGGGCAUCAGAGUCCAGUUUUAAUAAUGAAACGCGCUUAGCUACAGAUCGCGAACGUCACGCGUUGUCUCGCGCUUCGGAAACAUUAACAAAUUACUCUCAGCGUUUAAAAGUAGACCGUGAACGUCAUAUCGAGUCUCGAGCUUUAGAGACGUUUACGGAGCAUUCAGAAAGGUUGACUGCAGACCGUGAACGUCAUGCUGAAAGUCGCGCUUCAGAAACGUUUACGCAAUAUUCAGACCGCUUGACAGCAGACCGUGAGCGUCAUGCUGAGUUUCGCGCUUCGGAAACAUUUACGGAGUGUUCAGAACGGUUGACUGCAGACCGUGAACGUCAUGCUGAGUCUCGCGCUUCAGAAACGUUUACUCAAUAUUCGGAACGCUUGACUGCAGACCGUGAGCGUCAUGCUGAGUCUCGCGCUUCAGAAACGUUUACUCAAUAUUCGGAACGCUUGACUGCAGAUCGUGAGCGUCAUGUCGAGUCUCGCGCUUCGGAAACAUUUACGGAGUGUUCAGAACGGUUGACUGCAGACCGUGAAAGUCAUGCUGAGUCUCGCGCUUCAGAAACGCUAACUCAAUAUUCGGAACGCUUGACUGCAGACCGGGAACGUCAUGCAAGAUCACGUGCUUCGGAAUCAUUUACUCAAUAUGAAGCGAGGUUAGCAGCAGAUAGGGAGAGCCGUUCGGUAAGUAGGACACAUGAAACCCAGCAGGAGCAUGACUUACGCUUAGAAUUGGCAAGGGGAUAUUAUGAAAAUUCGCUUCAACACCGUAACGAACUUUUGUCUUUACAAAGGGAAAGAGUGCAAGCAAUUAGGAGUAACGAGACAGAGAGUGAACGUGCAAUUCGGUUACAAGCUGAUCGUAUUCGUACUUUUAUAAAUCGUUCACCCACCUUUACUCCGCCAUCUAUGGACAGAGAGAACUACACUGAUCUCCCUUGGGUUGAUAAAGAAAAUAGUGGUUUUACCUACACUUUUAAUAUUGACUAUAGUGAAUUUGCCGAGAUCGGAAGAAUGAUUCGCACUUGUAGUCAUUGUCAAUCACUUAAGUGGUCUAAAGAAUCAAACGGGUUUUGCUGUUCAGCUGGCAAGGUCAACCCUUAUGUAUCCAAUUUCAAAGCUGUACUAGAGUCGAUCCCUCAAGAUGAAUACAAUAAUUAUAAGUUUGUUAUUAGCGCGGAUAAGCGACCUUUAGUGCAACAUUCCGGCCGUUAUAAUUCUCCAUCCACCAAUGAAGUGGCAGUUGUCCUGGUGGAUCAGCAAUGCGACAAGCGCGACAUUAUAGUACGCACGCGUGAUGACCGCCUGCAACGAAUUAGUGAGACUCAUCGUUCUUACGACUCCUUACAAUACCCACUUAUUUACUGUCGCGGUGAAGAUGGUUACAACUUUACGGUUUAUCAAGUUGACCCCGCUACAGGAGCACCUCGGUUAGACAGAAAAGUUUCGGCUCUGCAAUUUUAUUGUUAUCUCAUGCAAAUAAGACAACGUCGUUUUGUAUAUUUAUAA